UGGUUAAUGGGCCAGUUUCCCAGACACAGAUUAAGUCUCGUCCUGGACCUUAAAGAACUUUCUAUUGAAACUUCCAUUGAGCAUGCUUUUAGUCCAGCACUAGACUCAAUCUGUGUCCAGGAAACAGGCCCCAUAUGUAUUACUGACAUGCUUGUCCUUGUUCAGGACUCCACACACUGGCUUCAGAUUGAACCCUUGACUUCCACUGUCCAGGGAGUGACAAUGUUCAGACACAGGACACCCAAAGGGAGUUAUGAGUGCACAGUGUCUGGGCUCCGCUGGCUGUGUGAGAGAGAUGUCAUUCUGAAGUAUCACUUCAGGAACUGGGAACCCUACAGUCAACUUCUGAAAGACAUGCAGUACACACAAGCUGGUCCAUUGCUGGACAUCACUAUGGAGUUAGGUGAACUGGAGGAAGUUCAUCUGCCACACUUUGUCUGUUUAGGGACCAACCCUUCCCUGAGGAAUGAGAUGAAGAUUCUUCAUGUAGAGGAACAUGGAGUGUCUUUAGAGGAAGUGCAUGAGGUCAACAGAUUCCAUGCUAAGAUUCUCCAUCCCAAGUUCUCAGCUAUCUCUCUGAUACUGAGAUUACUGUCUUGGAACGUAGAUGUCCACUGUGACGUGGUCCUCUAUUUGGCAGUAAAAAGGUCAACAGUAAUUUCAAGGCUGUACCUGCUCCUCAGAAACUCCAGUCAGAAAGAGGCUGUUCAGGAACGGGAGAAAAAUCAGCUGUCCCAAGGAUAUUCAGAAUUGGUCCUGUCAAGUCCAAAUGGGUCCUUAAAGCUGAACAGUUGGUUUGCACUCAAAAAUCCCCACUCCACUUCCAUCAAUCCAGAGAAGAUUCAGCUGUUACCUGCAGACACCACACCAAGCUGUUGUCAGAUGAUUAUGGGAAACACAGGGGUUGACAUUGAGAUGGAGUUAAUCGGGGAUGAUGAGAGGACAGUAUGGAAAUCAGUGGUAUCAAAAGAUGUAUACAGCAAAGACUCUCAUCCAACAUGUAAGUUUGUUUUUGUGGACAAGGUUUAUAAAACGGGUUAUAGAGCUAACAUAUCUUCAAGUUGUGAUGAAGAACACUGAUGAAGGUCUUCAUGAGUCGUGUUCAGUGGGGUGAUGAAGGUCUUCAUGAGUCGUGUUCAGUGGGGUGAUGAAGGUCUUCAUGAGUCGUGUUCAGUGGGGUGAUGAAGGUCUUCAUGAGUCGUGUUCAGUGGGGUGAUGAAGGUCUUCAUGAGUCGUGUUCAGUGGGGUGAUGAAGGUCUUCAUGAGUCAUGUUCAGUGGGGUGAUGAAGGUCUUCAUGAGUCGUGUUCAGUGGGGUGAUGAAGGUCUUCAUGAGUCGUGUUCAGUGGGGUGAUGAAGGUCUUCAUGAGUCAUGUUCAGUGGGGUGAUGAAGGUCUUCAUGAGUCGUGUUCAGUGGGGUGAUGAAGGUCUUCAUGAGUCAUGUUCAGUGGCGUGAUGAAGGUCUUCAUGAGUCAUAUUCAGUGGGGUGAUGAAGGUCUUCAUGAGUCAUGUUCAGUGGGGUGUAAUGAUAUAGAACAUUCAGACAGAAAUACAGAGCCUUGCAAAAGUAUCUGCAUCACAUGUUAUUGUGUUACAAGGUGGGAUUAAAAGGGAUUUCAUUGUCAUUUCCUGUCAACAAUCUACACAAAAUACUCUGUAAUGUCAAAGAAUAUAUAUAUUUAGAUUGAUAUAAAUUAAAUACCUAAAAUAGUCGUUCCAUAAGUAUUCAACCCCCCGAGUCAAUACUUAGAAACACCGUUGGCAGC
Molecule: messenger RNA, 1764 nt
Organism: Salvelinus fontinalis (brook trout)
Lineage: Eukaryota; Metazoa; Chordata; Actinopteri; Salmoniformes; Salmonidae
Product: NACHT, LRR and PYD domains-containing protein 1 homolog
Exons: 6
Coding region: 7-1080 (357 amino acids)
Biological process (GO): regulation of apoptotic process
Cellular component (GO): canonical inflammasome complex
Source: RefSeq, a predicted model, not a curated record